Molecule: messenger RNA, 1766 nt
Organism: Ziziphus jujuba (common jujube)
Lineage: Eukaryota; Viridiplantae; Streptophyta; Magnoliopsida; Rosales; Rhamnaceae
Exons: 4
Coding region: 2-1759 (585 amino acids)
Source: RefSeq, a predicted model, not a curated record
CAUGGUGUGGUCGAAUUCAAUUUCCCAUUUCCUAAAACACAAGUUUGAAGAACAGAGAGUAACAUAUCCCAGUUGUAAGAUGAGUGAACUGCAGAACAUGAUCUGUAAGGUGCUUCUCAAGGAAACCAGGAAGGAAAACCUGCAGCCUGGAGAUCACAUCUACACAUGGACACGAGCCAAUACAAAAGAACAUGGAAUAUAUUUGGAUGCUGAAAACGUGAUCCACUUCACUCAAGGUCGACCAGGAGCAAGGUCAGACGGUCAUCAUUGUACAUGUCCAAAAUGCAGAGACCGUGAUCAAUCAAGUGUUCAUGGUGUGGUCUGUUGCUGCAUAGAUUGUUUCCGUUCUGGUGCAGAUCAUCUCUAUCUCUUUGAAUAUGAUGUUAAUCCAGCUCUCAUCCUCACCAAACUCGGAGGAGGUACAACUCUUGCCCUUGCUGACCAGCCUGACGUUGUGCUGGACCGUGCACUUAGUUUCCUUACUAGCAAUGACUCCAGUAGCCACUAUCGUUUCAUAAACAAUGGUAAAGACUUUGCAAUGUAUUGCAAAACAGGCUUGGUAGUUAUAGAUAACAUAAAUUUUAGCAGAAGCUGGCAAACUGCAGUAUUUUUCUUGGCUGUUACUGUCACAUUCUUUCUUUCUCUGCAGCAACUCACAGCUGCUACGUUCACUGGUGUGGCAGCUACAUGUUUUGGCUUAUACUGUAUUUAUAGAUUUGGCUCUGAUAUCGGAGCCCGUCCUAAUGUUAUUAAAGUGGAUAGAGUAAAGAACUUGCCUGAUGUUGAUGAGAAAUUGUCUUCUGCUGCUUUUGGCUUCAGACCCUUUCAAUCCUUAGUUGACCUGUUCAUAGUACUACUGAUGGCUCAUUUCAAUACUCAGUUGCUAUCAAGUGUACUAAUGUGGUCUCAGCCUCUUCAACUGCGGUCUGAGACUCCUCGAGCAGUCUGGAUUCUAGCAUGGAUCAUAUUUUUCUACUCAGCAAUAUUACAAGGAAGAUUGUUUUCAAACAAGAUACAUAAAAAGCAGCUGAAGCCUGGAGAUCACAUCUAUACAUGGAGGCACAACUCCUGCAGUACCAAUGCCCAUCACGGUAUAUAUGUCGGUGACAGUGACGGAGAAGUGAUCAACCUCAUUCGUGGAGUAGACCCUAUUUUACCCAUCUCAGCUUCAUCCCAUUCAUCAGACAUUCCCAUAAGCACUACCUCCGCCGCCAGUAGUCGUGUAGAAUAUUGCAGCCUAGAUAGUUUUCUUAAUGGUGAUGAAGUCUAUCUCUAUAAAUAUGGUGUUAGUCUUGCUUUCUUUAUAGCCAAAAUUUUUGGUGGUACUUGUACCCUUUGCUCUACUGAUCGGCCCGAGACUAUCAUGUACCGUUCCCGCCGGGAGUUGAACACAGGUUCUGGAAUUGGUGCCUACAACAUUUUCAACAACAGUUGCGAAGACUUUGCAAUAUAUUGCAAAACAGGGUUGCAUUCAAGAAAUAGAAUUAUUAACCUUGGCUGGAAUGGGCAGAUAGAAUCUUACUUUGGCAUGUUUUAUGCUAUCACCAUUUUUAAGUUUACAUUCCUACCUAGCAAUCCUAUUGGUGUGGCAGCUACGGUUUAUUUCAUCUACUCUAUGUUUAGAUUUGUUGCUGAUCCUACACAUUGUGGGAAAGCUUAUCAAGUUCGACUUAAGACAUUGCCAUCUUGGAGACGUCGUGAUCGUUUUCCUAUAAUGCCUCAAUUCAUGUAUCUUGGAGACAAGAUUUUUCUAUUCUGAAAGAGAA